Molecule: messenger RNA, 450 nt
Organism: Paramecium sonneborni
Lineage: Eukaryota; Ciliophora; Oligohymenophorea; Peniculida; Parameciidae
Source: the annotation of a GenBank genome assembly
AUGAUAAACGAAGUUAAAAAGAAUAAAUCUAUUCAUUAUAAAUCUAAUUCUUUUGUUACAGAAAAAGAAGAUGCUGCCAACAAUUAUUUUAAGGCUUAUUACACUAGAAAGGAAAUGUGUGAGAUUGGAUUAAACUAAGUAAGAAAAUAAGUAGAAAGCAUGGAUAGAUUAGAUUAAUUCAUCGUAACAUCUGCCUUAAGUAGUGGAACAGGAUCAGGAUUUACUUCUUCAGUGUUGGAAAGAUUAUUGGUUGAAUAUAAUCUAAAAGUUGAAAAAAAUGCAUUCUUUAUAUAUCCUUCAUAAAGAAUGUCUAAUAAUAUAGUAGAUGUCUAUAAUGCUGUUUCAGCUACUAAUAUGACAUUAGAGCAUUGUAAUUCUGUUGUUAUGUUUGAUCUUCAAUCAAUGUAUAAUGUCAUAGAUCUGUAGAUCAAAGACUAUGAGGAAGGAUGA